Rhagoletis zephyria (snowberry fruit fly) is the source of this 5401-nucleotide messenger RNA. RefSeq lists its product as uncharacterized. The record is from RefSeq and is a predicted model, not a curated record. NCBI's taxonomy places the organism in Eukaryota, Metazoa, Arthropoda, Insecta, Diptera, Tephritidae. Gene Ontology annotation, molecular function: protein binding.
GUGGAAAAAGAACAAAAAACAACAAAAAGGAUGGAGUAGAGUGAUUUAAAGAAAGAACACUGCAGUCCGCUACUCAGUUCAGUUGAGACUAUGAGGAACCAAACGAAAAAAAUGCAAAGUCAUAAGUAGAAGGAGUAAGUAGGUGCUGACCGAAGUGGAGACUUCAAGUGUGGUCUCAUUGAGCGCUAAAUUAAAUGUAUACCGUCGAACACAAGAAGCUGACAUUUUCCGCCCACCUACUGUGGUCAGCAGCAACAAAAACAAAAAGAACAAAAACAAAAAAAAACUACUAAUAACCAAGAAGGAACAACGUAGAAAGCAAAAUCUACAAGCCUGUUCGUGAGCAGACAAAACAUUAAAAAAAAAAUGUAAAUGGAACUGUCACUGUCGCUGUGUAGAGAACAACGAGCGGGCAAACGACAUUGGCAUUGGUGGGGUUGUUGUGGGAGUCGGCGACGAUAGCAUAGGGAGUGAGUGCAAAUUUGGAGCAGCAGCUACGUAGAACCGUAUGUGUGAGAAAUUGCAUGGAAAAACUCAAUCAUUACGGCAGCAGCAGGGAGUUAAUUUAGUUAGACACCACUAACAGUCAACAGCUAGCAGCCAGCUGCCCGUAACCACUAGCUACUAACUAUUAGCUAGACAACUUGUGAACUACUACUGGUUUGUAAUUCUGAGGCUGCUGCCCUGCUCAUCAGCAAAUGCCAUCUUGAACGUCAUUGUCAGCGUCAGCGUCAUCAUCAUCACUAUCCUCGUCGGCAGCAGCAGCAGCAGCAGAAACAGCAACAGCAACAGCAUUAGAUGCGUAAACAGCACUCGCAUUUGCAUUUGAACUCUCAACAUUAAGCGGCAUAGGGCAGUAGGAUGUAACCCGCUUUCAGUUGCACUGAAGCGGCAGUGUUACCAAUAAGAUAGCUUUCGUUAGCGUUGCCUUUGUGUCACUUAAAGUUGCCUGCCGUCUUUUGGAACAGCAACAAAUCACUGUCAAAGGACUCAUUGUCAUUUGUGUGUGUGUAUGCAACAGUCGUCGUUUUUACAUUGCUUGAACAGCAGUAGUGUAUCGUUCGUUAGACAACGCACGGUGGGUCGGUCAUUCGGUCAUUCCGUCGGUCAGUCGUACGGUUGGUCGGUCGGUCGGUCGGUUUGUCGCUCAGUCUGUCGUAACAGUUUGUGACAGUAAACAUCUGUCUGUCAUUUGGCCGUUCAUCAUUCACAUAGUUCACAAUCCGCAAAGGCAUUUGUUUGUGCGGGCGUUGUGGGUGGGUGAUGCCAACCCACUGAGAGCGAAUUAUGAAGCACCAGGGUUCCAGUUAUUGUUGUCGCUGGUUCACACUUUUCUUGGUCGCCACGGGCAUUGUUCUUGUAUCGCCAGAUAUACACACAACUAUUGCUGACAACUAUAAACAAGCGAAAACCAAAAUCACAACAACAAAAAUGAUAAAAAAUACUACGAUGCGUACAUUCAAAACGCUGGAGGCGAUGGAUUUUAUUGACGCCAACAGGUACAAUGCCAAUAAAAAGCACAACAACGUUAACAGCUAUGAUUCAAGUAUGAUGGCUAGCAGCAACAGCAACACCAACAGCAACACCAACAGCGUCAAUAGCAAUAGUAAUGACAACACAACAAGCAUUAGGGUUCCAAUCAAAGAGGAAUGGAGUCGGCGGCUGGAGCAUAUGGUUUCUACACCUCAAACGAUGACAAUAAUAGUCGAAAAGCCCACAAUGGUAAAACACACAACAACAAGAGCAACAGCAACAGCAACAGCAGAUAGUAUGCGAACUACCACAAUUACAACAGCAGCAGCAGCAACAACAAAGGCAAUCACAACAAACAUUGAUAGUGCAAUAAAGAUGCCGCCGACUGACAGCAGAGCCAAUAUAAAUGUCAGCGACAUAAAGAACAGCACAAUGAUAUAUAAGCAGCAGCAGCUUCAAAACCAACAUGAUCAACAUCAGCAUUGGCAGCAUUGGCAGCAUUGGCUGAAUAAGCCACAUCGACGACAACAACAGAAACAAAUAGAGCGCGUACAACAGCUAUAUGGGCCAACGGCAGUAGCAGCAGCAGCGGCAGCGGCAACGGGCAGCAGAGAAGGCGAAAAACCACAACCGUACGUUGCCAAUACUUUGUUAAGCAACAAAACAUCAACAGCAAUGAAUAUUGAGACGACGACGAGGACGACGCCCAAUAACGUCCGCAUAAGGGGCGAGUCAUUGGAAGUGACAGCGGCGGCACAAACGCAAAUAGCAAUCAACAGUAAUAGGAACAGCAACAGCAACAGCCUUACAACGGAAAUAACUGCAACAACAACAACAACAACAACAACAGCAGCAUCAAUAACAACAAUGCCAUCAACAAUAACAAUACCGGCAAUAAGCACAACGCCAACAACUACACAAAGCCAACAAUUUGAGUCAAUGCGCAUUUCUUAUUACAUGAACGAUGCCUCUGACGACUUACAGCUGGAGCUGCUGAGGCUAAAGCUAAAACCGUUGCUAAAGCCGGAGCUGGAGCUGAGGCAAGCAACGGAAACGGAUGUAAAAGUGGCUGUGGCAAGGGAAGGGGAAAUGAGUGUGGAAGUGGAAGUGGGUCGUCAACAACAUCAACACAAAUUUUCCUCUGCUUAUUUAGACAACGACGAGGACUACAGCAACGACGAUCAACACAAUUAUGCGCCACUCGAACGGUUGCCGGCGCAGCGCAGCCGUUGGACGCGACAGGUGGAAGAGGAACCGGUAGAUAAAUGCCGUCAAUUUGUUGAGGGCGAAGCGGAGAAAAAUGAAUUCUACAGUCCCGAUUAUCCAAACGAUUACCCAAAGAACAUCAACUGCACACGCAUUAUUACAGCGCCGAAAGGACAAAUAAUCCGUUUAGAUUUUCGUAAUUCAUUCCACAUCGAAGCGAAAGAGGAAUGCAAAUUUGAUUUUCUCGAGAUACGUGAUGGCCAGUAUGGUUUCUCGACAUUGAUUGGUAAAUAUUGUGGUACGGAUUUUCCACCGGAAAUCACAUCGAAAGAGCGUUACCUCUGGUUGCAUUUCCAUUCGGAUGAGAGUAUUGAGUAUUCUGGUUUUACAGCUGUUUACGAAUUUAUCGAUCGCAGUAAAGAAGCACCCACCACAGACUUAAAUUGCACAAUCGAAAAGGAUGGUUUCGAGGGUUUCAUCAACUCAACCGAUGUGCCCGCAGAUAUUAGAGAUAAUGUGAUUAAAAAUAAAAUACCCUUGGAUUGUAUCUGGCGCAUACAGGUGCAGGAUAAUUGGAAGAUACAAGUGAAAUUCCUAGAUUUUAAAUUAAGCAAACCCAAUGACUGUGAAACGAAUUUCUUAGAUAUCUUCCCAGAACAAACAGUCAUGCCUCUUAGAAUAAAAAACUUUUGCGGCUCUGCUGGUGAGGGCAUCACUUCCGAUACGAAUACACUGCAUCUGCGUUUCUUUGCCGAACAGGUGGCCAUCAAUUCGACAUUUGCCAUUUUAUAUACCGCCUUUCGAGAUCGUGGCACCGCUUGUACUGAGGAGGAAUACGAUUGCGAGGAUGCCACUUGCAUCUCACAGGAUCUCAAGUGUAAUGGACGUGACAACUGUAAAUUUCGCUGGGACGAGGAAGGUUGCGAUAAGCAAUCUUCAGAACAAUCCGAGCAUAUGAUCAUUAUAAUGAUCGUUUUCGGUCUAAUCUUGGGUGGCAUGGUUAUUACAUUCCUGGUGAAUUGCAUACGAAAGAUAAUGCACGAUCAGAAAAUCAUACGGGAACACAUACGCCAAUCGAAGGAGAGCAAACUGGAUGAAUUGGGCCGCAGUUCAAAGGCACGCUCAAGGGAGAAUUUACACAGCACAAUGCCGAGGCCCAAGCCAUCGCAGACAUCCUUGCAAAUUCUUGACGACACAACGAAUCGCUAUUAUCGCGAAGUGGUGCCCAUGUCGCACAUUCAUAACAAACCUGACCUCAAGGAUCGUGAACACAGCAUUCUUAGGCAUCGCAAUGACAUGGUCGUACAGACGAGCUUCUGCGGUGAUGACGGCCGCGAUGAGAAUAGCUCCGAAACGACAGUGGAAGCGCAAGUGGCAGCGGCGGCGGCGGCAAAUGCCUGUGAUAUGGGCUGUCAAACGCGUGAAUCGCUUUUUGCCACACCACUGAUGCACCAAAGCUCGUUGAGCUCAGUGAACAAGGACAGGGCCAGCCUUCACUCACGCUCACGUUUUUCUACAUUUGGUUAUGAUGGUGCUGAAUCGACACCACCACCAACGCUUCCAGCUGGUGGACGCGGCGGCAACCAACUUACAGGACUCAAUAUACGCGAUGCCCAGGGUUAUAUCGAAAUGAGGGAGCGACAUCCAGCGCCGAAGUCGUCCAUGCCGCAUAUGCAUCGUAUGAAUGCAUUGCCACCGACACCGCCCACGCCAGCAGUGCCGUCAGAGAUGUGUCAUCAUCAUCAUCAACAUGCGCACACGCACGUACACGCCCAACAACAGCAACAGCAACAGCAAUCAACGGCACACCAACAGCAACAGCAACAGUUGGCUAUGCAACAGCAGUCGAGGGAGAGUGCGCUGGCGGCAGCGGCGGCGGCGGGUAGCAAGUCAACCACGACAACGACAAUGACGCCGAUGCCGGCAUCAGCUCAGGGAAAAGCCAAGCCAAAGCUGAGUCAAUCGACAGCUUACAUCGACAUUAGAAAUUCAGCGCCGGAUGUCAUCAUAAUGACAUCGCAUUGACAUUUAAGUAACUCGACGAAAAUCACGCCAUAUCCACAUGGGCGCACGCAACAGCAAAAACACAUUAGCACACUCGAUAGACUGUUGCAAUGUGCUGGCGCAGUACCCGGUAGUAGUCCGGGAAGCGCAACACAGCGGGCAUUUGCGAGGACGAGUGAAAUGUCGCCACAAAUAACGAAGUCGCUUGGGUACGAAUAAAGCAAAGAGUACUACAAAACACUAGCCGUUUCUGAAUUUUUCACAAAAAUGUGUUAUGGAAUGUACUGGACCGCUUAGAAUACUGCAAAACAUACUACUUACAUAUAUAAAUACUUAAUAAUAAAUGGUUGAAGGUUGUAAUGGUAAAACAUUUCCUCACUUAUAUGAAGUAACAUUAGUUUCCUUUUUUUGCAAAGAGUUGAAUGUAAUUAAACUAUCGAAAAAACAUAUUGUACAUAAAUAGUGCAUGCAGUGAAUAUGUAUAUGUACAUAAGUAUGUCAUUGCAUAUAUCGGAAGGAAAUGAAAAUUGUAUUUAGUUUACUUAAAACUAAGUAAUUAAUUUGGUAAUCAAAUAAUUGAAGUGGUAAACUAGUGAAAAUAGUCAAAGCUUUAAGCUCGCAUUAUUAAGAACUUUCAUACGUAUUAAACAUAAUGGAAUAAUUAGCAUAAAAGCAACAUACAUAUGUCCGUACAUAGAUACACGAAGUAUGUACAUUA